AGGAGGACAGAAGAAAGCAAAUUGACGGGAAAGGAGAGCGACACAAAUCCGCAUGGCGACCAAAGCUGGUAAGAAAGGAGGCAAGAAUCAGCAGAAAGCACCGAAGAAGCCCGAGGAACCAGACUACUUGCAAAAGGUGGACCCUAUUUUGAUGAAAAAUGUCAAUGAACUCACAGGAGGUCGCAGUAAUCUACAGAUUUUUGUGCCCCUUUGCGGCAAGACGCCGGAUAUGCGUUGGCUAGCAGAACAAGGUCACGCGAUUACAGGUGUGGAAGCUUCUCCUCGCUACAUCAAAGCGUUCUUCCGAGAUUCUAAGCUGGAGUAUACAGUCCAGAAGAAGCAAAUCACGGCUGAUAAGAAAGCAGACGUGUACACGGCGAAAGGCCAGAAUAUUACACUCUACCAUUGUGACAUCUUCAAUUUUUCUCUUGAGGUAGCAGGAGGAAAGUUCGAUGCCAUCUGGGAUCAGUCCGCCAUGCCUGUGAUCAAUGCGAUGGGUAAACCACGACUGAAGGAGUACACGAGCUUAAUGCAGUCGCUUCUUAAGCCAGACGGCCGGCAUAUGGUGGAGAUCUGUAAACACGGGUCUAAUUUUGUGACAGCAAAGAUGUUAAAGUCACUGGUUGGAGAUCAAUGCGACGUGCGUUACAUAGGUACGAGAAUAUGGAAAUACGACGAGGAAGAUGAUGAGUAUGACCCCGAAGAUCACGAACACGAGGACCACGGACACGGAGACCACGAACACGGAGACCACGGACACGGAGACCACGAUGACGAGGAAGACGUGGAGAUGUUUUAUCACCUUAUCACUUUCAAGGAUAAGGGCGCGACAGCUGGAAGGAAGAGGAAAAGUGAAAUGCAGAUGGAAGAGAGAAAAGAAAAGCAACCCAAGCAAACCAAAGGAAAACAACGACAAAAGAAAAGAAGCAAAAAGUGAACGCAAGACAGACGUUGGUUCACGAAUGGCGCUGAAACUUCACUCAGGUACUCUGAGUAACAUUAAAUUAACUAGAUAAAAAAAGACAAAAGCUAAAAGCAAAUGAAAAAACAAGUAUAAGACUGUAAGAGUGCUUCU
Pocillopora verrucosa is the source of this 1075-nucleotide messenger RNA. Its product is annotated as probable thiopurine S-methyltransferase. Gene Ontology annotation, molecular function: thiopurine S-methyltransferase activity. NCBI's taxonomy places the organism in Eukaryota, Metazoa, Cnidaria, Anthozoa, Scleractinia, Pocilloporidae. The record is from RefSeq and is a predicted model, not a curated record.